UAUUUAUCAUUAUGCAGUUGCAGAAGAUUACUUGACAGGAUUCACUUUACAGUGCAAAGGCUGGAACUCUGUGUUUCAUGCCACAUCAGUGCCCCAAUUUUUAGGCACUACCACAACGAAUUUGAAUGACCUAUUGACUCAAGGCAUUAGAUGGAGCUCUGGAUUGAUGGAUGUUGGUCUCUCUAAGUUUUGCCCUUUUAUAUAUGAUCCUUCAAAAAUGCUUUUUCUCGGGAAAAUGUGCUAUGCUGAGCUUUCGUUCUUCCCUCUCUAUUGCCUGCCUCUUUGGUGCUUUGCUACUGUCCCUCAACUCUGCCUAUUGAAUGGCACCUCUAUAUAUCCUGAGGUCUCAAACCCAUAUUUUAUCAUAUUCCCUUUCAUAUUUAUGUCAUCGAGCAUUAAACUUUUGUAUGAAAUCUUCAUAACUGGAGGAUCAUAUAGAUCAUGGAUAAACGAACAAAGAAUAUGGAUGAUUAAAUCGAUUACUUCUCACUUGUAUGGAUGUUUGGAUGCAUUCAUGAAGAGAAUUGGCAUGAGGAAAACCAGUUUCUUGGCGACAAACAAAGUCGAUGAUGAUGAACAAGUUAUGCUAUACAAAAAGGGUUUGAUCGAUUUCCGAACUUCAGCAAUGUUUCUUGCUCCAUUGAUAACCCUAAUGAUGUUGAACAUGGUUUCCCUUGUUGUGGGAAUGGCAAGGCUAAUCCUUGUGGGAGAUUUGGGGAAAUGGUUUCUUCAAGUUUUGAUAUCAUUUUACAUCUUAGUAAUGGGUUACCCUAUCAUGGAAGAUAUUUUAAUAAGGAAAGACAAAGGAAGAAUUCCUCCAUCAAUCACCAUUUUCUCUGCUUCUGUUACAUUGCCCUUGAUUUUCUUGCCACUAGGAUCUAGAUUUUAAUGCACUAAAUAUCAUAUUAGUUUGGUACCUAUUUCAUUUUGUAAGAUGCCUAAUAA
This is a messenger RNA of Ziziphus jujuba (common jujube), 945 nucleotides long. Its product is annotated as cellulose synthase-like protein E2. The coding region runs from base 167 to 889 and encodes 240 amino acids. Gene Ontology annotation, biological process: plant-type primary cell wall biogenesis; cellulose biosynthetic process. The transcript is spliced from 2 exons. Gene Ontology annotation, molecular function: cellulose synthase (UDP-forming) activity; mannan synthase activity. The record is from RefSeq and is a predicted model, not a curated record. Gene Ontology annotation, cellular component: trans-Golgi network; plasma membrane. Lineage: Eukaryota; Viridiplantae; Streptophyta; Magnoliopsida; Rosales; Rhamnaceae.